Molecule: messenger RNA, 1074 nt
Organism: Colletotrichum truncatum
Lineage: Eukaryota; Fungi; Ascomycota; Sordariomycetes; Glomerellales; Glomerellaceae
Source: RefSeq, a predicted model, not a curated record
AUGGCACCGAAUCCCUCGUCUGAUGAGGUUGUAUAUUCCUAUGACAAGGCGGCUAAGGAGAAAGUUCGCAAGCGUGGUGACACCGCCAAGCAAAGAGCAGUCAAACUAGGCAAAGACGUCAAGGUAUUCUCCGCCACCGUACACUUCAAUCCCACGUACGAACAACUGGACGGAGCAAUCUACGUGCCUAAGGGUCAGAAAAUACCUGACGUAAAUCGAUUCCCGAUCAACCGGCGACGUCGCAGCAGGCGCUCCACCCGUCAUCGGCGUCGGGAUAGCAGCCCCGUCCUAGACGAAAUCACGGUGGAGACAAGCGACAGUGAAGCAGUCAGAGACAAAGACAAAGACAACGCAGUGCACCAACGAGAGGUCUUGGAAGACGCUCAGCACGACCUGGACUUUGAACAAGAGGGCUCUGGGAUAGUAGAGCCCCCAGAAGACACGUCCCCCAACUCGGAUAACGACGGCGACGACGACGACGACGACGACGACGACGACGACGACGACGACGACGAGGAAGACGACAAGGAGGACUACGAGCAAGAAAAGAACGAUAACAUUCCUGCUAACGCCCAAAGCUGCCCAGUUGUGGAUGUUGUGGCAGAACCAGAAACUAUGGACGGGCUCGUAACUGACACAGGCAACCCUGCCGAAGUGGAUAUGGAUGACGCCGAGGCGCAGCAGCCCACUCUCAGAGAAAACUCCGCGGAUUGGUCCAAGCUUCUCCUCCCAGAUGGGGAACUGGCGGACAUAGCGGGGCUUGAGGAGGAAGACAGCCCAGUAAUGCCCAGUUGGCUUUUUGAGAAUGUUGGGGACGAACAGAGCAAUGUGACUCUAUCAUCACCCAGGCCUGAAGCAGUGCCCGACGCUGGAGAACAUACCGGAGUCGAGGAUGCGAACAGGAUUAAGCUUUUCAAGCAUAUAGCAAUAACAUUUUGGCAGGCGAGGCAGGCGAAGGAGGCGAAAGAGGCGAAGCAGAGCAGUGAGGGCGGGAGGGAGGCCAAAAACAACUCAUUGCGGAAGGAGUUGUCUAGCCCUAAGAAUAGCACAGGUCGUCGAGACCGUUCAGGCUAG